Molecule: messenger RNA, 747 nt
Organism: Lathyrus sativus (Indian pea)
Lineage: Eukaryota; Viridiplantae; Streptophyta; Magnoliopsida; Fabales; Fabaceae
Source: the annotation of a GenBank genome assembly
AUGCUCAACUCCUUGAGUUUUCAAGCUUCAAACCACCCACCCAUUUCUCUAACCUCCACCAAUCCUUUCCCCAUCAACAACACUCCCUCACAACAACAACCUAACCUCUCCUUCACAAAACCCGCAGCACUUCCCAAACUCAUCUCUUCUUUUUCCUCCCACUCACCUCAACCUCAACCGCCACAUUACAUAUCCACCGUUGGAUCCUCAUCGCUCAGCUCCUCCCAAUGGAACCUCACCCAACGCCACCUCACUCUCCUCCAAACCUCCGCCGUCGUGACGGCGAUAUUUACAACGUGGCUUUUUGGUUCUGCAAUUCCCACGCUUCUGGCUUUCAAGAAAGCAGCGGAAUCACUUGAGAAGGCUAUGGACACAGCAAGAGAGGAACUUCCUGAUACCAUGGCUGCAGUUAAAUUAUCAGCCAUGGAAAUCAGCGACUUAACCACCGAACUCAGUGAUUUUGGACAAGAGAUUACCCAAGGUGUUAGAAGCUCCACUCGCGUGGUUCGCUCGGUGGAGCAGGGGAUUCGCGGUUUAACCUCUAUGCCUUCUUCUUCAGCUUCUUCGCAGGGAAUGAAAUACAGCCCCUAUACUGAGCCUGAUUCAGAUGCACUUGCGGCGGGAAGAACCGCAAGAGGCAUGAAAGAGGGUAUUAUUAAGGGUCGUUCUAUAUUGAAGAUAUGUUUCUCGCUUGUCAAAUUUUCAAGUUUUGCUCUCAACUUCAUCACCAGACGUGGAAAAAGGUAG